Messenger RNA from Mytilus trossulus (common blue mussel), 1277 nucleotides. RefSeq lists its product as uncharacterized. The transcript has 3 exons. The record is from RefSeq and is a predicted model, not a curated record. NCBI's taxonomy places the organism in Eukaryota, Metazoa, Mollusca, Bivalvia, Mytilida, Mytilidae. The coding region runs from base 294 to 1079 and encodes 261 amino acids.
UAUAGUAAAGACAUAGAUGUUAUACAUCUAUGGUUAAGAUUAUACACGUAGAUAACAACCAACAUCAGUUAACUUUUUUUCACACACUUAAAAUCAAAAUGAUUCAAGAAAUAUUCAUUUUUAACCUGAAAAGAACUUUAAAGAUUUGUCCGUGUAUCCAAUAAUGCAUGCGCAGUGCAAUUAAAAGUUCCAGGUAAUAUGACGUUGACGCAGGAUGUUGCUGGAAUAUCUGUCUUAUUUGAUGCAUUGAUCGUUUAACACUUAUUCUACACUAUUCUAAAUAAGAAAACAAAAUGUCGUCAGCAGUACCAAUUGGAACGUUUCUUUUAGUAGCAUUCUUUAUAAUGGAGAUUAUUGGACUUGCAACUCAGUACUGGAUGGUAGUUGGCCAUUCAUCAGGACUUGUAAAAUCUCAUGCCGGACUCUUUAAGAUAUGCUAUGAAGUUUUCAAUCAAGAAGCAUGUUUUUAUUAUCUUCAAUAUGCAGAGGACUUCUUAAAUGUUCAUUAUUUUGGUAUAGCUGGAGGCUCUCUUUUAGGAAGUCUGCUUUUGUUUAUAGCUUGUAUGAUCGGGAUGUGUGGCUGUAGUAAACCUAACCCCAAACCAACAGUACAGAAUAUAGCUGGUGUCGGUCUCUUCGGAGGUUUCUUUUGUGGUGCAGCUACUUUAUGGUAUUACUUGUACUUCUUCAAAGGAACAUUUGGUGAUAUGGCUACACUACUUUCAGUUUUCGGUGUAGACGUCGGACCCGGAUGGUCAUUUUAUUUAUGUGCAGCGGCUGGUGGUGGAGCAUUUAUAAUAUCAUGUAUUCUAAUAUUAGUAGGAUGUAAUAUGCCAGUACAUCAAGGGGCAGUAGUGUCAAAUCAGCAGCCCCAGACCGUUAUAGCAAUGACAGGAGGACCUAUGCCAGUAGUUCAACAUCAGCAAUAUCCACCAACAGUUGUUGCUAUGCAAAAUUCGGCUUAUAAUGAUCCGUUUGGACCACAACAAUCUUACGGCCAUCAACCAUCAUAUGGACAACAACCUCAAUCAUCUUAUGGGAAUCAACAUGGAUACCACCCUCAAACUGAAAAAUCAUAAUCGUAUCUACAUUGCACUACAACAAACACACUUUUGGCUGUGGAAUGUACUAUACGUACUAUAGAUAGGCAUGACAAGUUCUUCUAUCAUCCACAAACAAUGAUUUAUGACAUACAAAAGCACACCUACACAUAUCUUUCAUUAUAGAGCUAUGAUUAUUUUUAAAUUAGACAUGAACGGUUACGAAAUGUAAAAAUA